CUGCGGUCCGUCGUCCGUCCCGGUAUCAGUUCCGCGUGAAGAUGGCGGAGUAUGUGAAUCUGGUCCGGAGAGCUCUGGGGCAGAUCGGAGGUCAUGGGGGCGUCCGCGGGCUGCUGAUGCAGUUCUUCAGAGCAAAUGACAUCAAAACGGGAGCCUUGGUGGGAGUGGACAAGUAUGGGAACAGAUACUAUGAAGACAACAAGCACUACUUCUUUGGGCGUCACCGCUGGGUCAUCUACACUACAGAGAUGAAUGGGAAGAAGACGGUGUUUGAGGUGGACGGCAGCAUGGUGCCCGCUGAAUGGCACCGCUGGCUGCACUGCAUGACCGACGACCCCCCCACCACGCACCCCCCGGAGCCCAAGAAGUUCCUGGCCGACGUGCACCAGUUCAACGUGAGCGGCAGCCCGCAGCAGUACGUCCCGUUCCCCACCACCCGCAAGAAGAUCCACGAGUGGGUCCCCCCCCAAGCCGCUGCCAAGUGACCUCUGACCCCGCUGUAAAUGACGCCUCCCUCAAUAAAGUCUCUGUACCUCA
Messenger RNA from Salarias fasciatus (jewelled blenny), 537 nucleotides. It is a transcript of the gene ndufa12, whose product is annotated as NADH:ubiquinone oxidoreductase subunit A12. Gene Ontology annotation, biological process: response to oxidative stress. NCBI's taxonomy places the organism in Eukaryota, Metazoa, Chordata, Actinopteri, Blenniiformes, Blenniidae. Bases 42 to 485 code for a protein of 147 amino acids. The record is from RefSeq and is a predicted model, not a curated record. Gene Ontology annotation, cellular component: respiratory chain complex I; membrane. The transcript has 4 exons.